AUGCGCAAGUUUGUGGUGCCACGUUUUUCUUCUUUACCGUAUUUUUUGUCUGUACUUUUGAGCGGCACACGGUGCUGUUCGUCUCUUUCCUCAUCUGGAAACUCCGGUUGCAGCAGCAACAAUGGGACUGCAAGUGGACCCACCAUCGCACCGAAAAAACCAAAGCGACGUAUAUCCACAAAUAUAGACGCUUCUUCCCUUCUUGAUCGUGUCCCUCGAGAUCCUGGGGCUCAUGCAGAGUUCUCAACAGCCGAGCUGGAACGCAAAUUGGAAGAGUGGUCGAAUAUGAACCCACAGCAACUUCAAGAGCUUUAUGAUCGCCUAGAGAAGCAGGAGGAGGAGGAGAGCCGCGUACUCACGGAGGACUCAUUGUAUCAAAUGGAUGUGUCAAUGCGGGACCGCUCUCGAGCCGCUGUGCGUGUCUUUUGGAAGGAUGUGAAUGUAGGACCUCUUGAUGGUCAUGAGGGGUGGUAUACUGUCCUGGUAGAUGGACGUAAAGUAAAGGCAUUUGAGUCCACGCAUGUUCUUGCAAUUCCGAACGAGGCAAUGGCAUACUGCUGUGCGCAGGAGUAUGCGGAGCAGUCUGGGUAUUUGAACAAGCUCUUGAUGCCUAUGACGGACAUGUGCAGUGGAGCACUAACUGUUUCCCCUCAGAUGAUUGCGCUGCGUGUGGACUAUUUGAUGUCUUUUUAUCAGAAUGAUAACAUUUACUUCCGUGCUGCCCCCAUUGCGGAAGAGCAGGAUCGUGUCAUUGGACCCAUUGUGGAUUGGUUUUCACGUGCCUUUAAUGUGGAAGUGCCAAGAAUUGUGGGCAUUGGUCAUCCACACAUUCCUAUAGGCUCCAAACUUAAGGUGCGAGAUGCGCUCCUGGCCAUGUCCAUGAAUCCAUAUCAGAUUGUUGCGCUCUGUGUUGCGGCUCAAUUCACCAGCAGUCUACUCCUUCCUCUUGCAAUGUUUAAUUCUGUUGUUGAUCUUCCAACGGCGUUGUCAAUCAAUUCUUUGGAGGAGAGGCAUAACACCUCUACUGAGGGAGCCAUUCAAGGAUAUCACGACAUCAGAGACGCGGAUGUUGUCACAAAGCUGUGCGCAUGCGCUGUUACCUGGCAGUUGAUGAAAGGAAUCUCACUUUCAAAGUGUCUGGAGGUGGCGCGCAUUAACGUUGAGAAUGAGGCUCUUUGA
Trypanosoma cruzi is the source of this 1179-nucleotide messenger RNA. RefSeq lists its product as uncharacterized. Gene Ontology annotation, cellular component: mitochondrion. The coding region runs from base 1 to 1179 and encodes 392 amino acids. The transcript has a single exon. Gene Ontology annotation, biological process: mitochondrial proton-transporting ATP synthase complex assembly. Lineage: Eukaryota; Euglenozoa; Kinetoplastea; Trypanosomatida; Trypanosomatidae. The record is from RefSeq and is a predicted model, not a curated record.